This is a messenger RNA of Schistocerca serialis cubense, 1749 nucleotides long. RefSeq names its product CLIP-associating protein 2-like. Bases 1 to 1749 code for a protein of 582 amino acids. Gene Ontology annotation, cellular component: mitotic spindle; spindle microtubule; microtubule organizing center. NCBI's taxonomy places the organism in Eukaryota, Metazoa, Arthropoda, Insecta, Orthoptera, Acrididae. The record is from RefSeq and is a predicted model, not a curated record. Gene Ontology annotation, molecular function: microtubule binding. Gene Ontology annotation, biological process: mitotic spindle assembly. The transcript has 10 exons.
AUGAAGUUGGCAGCCGAGUACCACUCAGCCGCAAGGCAUACAGAUCGUUUGAUGAUCAUUCAGAUGACAGUGAGACAUCCAGUGUGUGUUCAGAGCGAUCUCUUGAUUGCUACAGGAGGUCUGGUGAUUAUGUUUCUGGAUACUCUAAAUGAACUAAUUCUAGCACAUAAAGAUGAUUUACAUGAUUGGAUAUACAUUCUGCUUACACGUCUCAUGAAUAAACUUGGUGGAGAUUUGCUGGGUUCAAUCCAAAAUAAAAUACACAAGUCAUUAUCUAUUGUAAGGGAAUCAUUUCCACUGGAACUCCAAAUGAAUGCAAUUAUAAGGUUCCUGGUUGAUCAGACUCAAACACCCAAUUCUAAAGUUAAAGUAGCUGUUCUUCAAUACUUGGCCCAGCUUGCAUCCUAUAUGGAUGCCUCAUCCUUUAACCCAGGUGCCCGAGAAGCAGCUGCAGCUUUAGCCAAAGUAAUCAGUUGGACAAAUGAUCAGAAAUCAGCUGAAAUCAGAAAAGCCGCUCAGAACGCUCUAAUUGCAUUAUUCAACCUGAAUACACCUCAGGUGACAAUGAUUUUGUCAUCACUGUCUCCAGAUUACCAGGAAACAGCAGCAAGCCUUGUAAAUAGCCAUGUAAGGCGCAGUAGCACAGGAAGUUCGCCCCCAUCACCAUCACCACAUGUUCAGUCUCCAGCAACUCCACAGUCUAGGCCUUCUCUGGAGAUGGAUGAGGGAAGUCUCAAUCCAGAAGAAGUGUACAGGUCACUCCACAGAACAACCACAGAAAUACAGAAUUAUAGUUUUGAUGGUGGCCUCAGUUCUGUGAAAAUGCUGGAUAAGGAACGAGAAACUACAUCACACGAUUCUGGCAUCAGUCAGAUGUCUUGCGGUAUGGAGAAAUUAGAAGAACAAAUGGAACAUCUUCUGUCAAUUAGUAGAGAACCUACAAAUUUGGAUGGCCAAGAUUCAGAUCAAGAUUACAAGAAUAUGCCAUCGGCAGCUCUAGUAGAAGAAAACUGUCAAAUUGUGCAGAAUGUGAUUGACACUUUAAAAGUUGAUGAUGAAGGAAAUGCAAAAGUAUCUGAGCAAGACAGUAAGAAAGCACUUUCUCAGUUAAAACACCUAAUAAAAUCUGGAGCUGUUGGUAUCAUAGUCUAUAAUUUCAAGGUUCUAUUAAGGGUUCUGGUAUCACAGUUGGCACUACCUCACUCUCCAGUGAAGACGUACAUUUUAAAUGUGCUACACGAUAUGAUCAAAGACCCAACUGUGAGACAUUGUUUUAAUAUGUACGUAGAGUUAAUCGUGCUGCGAACGCUAACAGCUUACAGUGACCCGUGUAAAGAGGUGUCGAAAGCAGCUGAGCACUGCAUUUCAGCUAUUGGAAAAUCACUGCCUCCUGAACAACUCAUUAAUGUAGUUUGUCCAUUGAUAAAAACAGGAGAUCUUCCAAUGAAUUUGGGAGCUAUAAAAAUAUUAACUCGGGUCAUUGAACACACUACGCAAGAUAUUUUAGAACCACAUCUGAAAGAAAUAAUGGAAAGUCUCGUCAAAGCAUAUGAUAACGAAGAAAGUUCUGUGAGGAAAUCUGCUGUAUUUUGUAUGGUUGAAUUACACGGUAUUGUUGGAGAGGCAGUUUUGCAACCGCAUUUAGCUAGCUUAAACAAUAGUAAGCUGAAACUUCUUCACCUGUAUAUCAAACGAUCGCACCAUGGUGGUUCGAGUGGCAUGACUUCACCAAAAACCACAACGUCGUGA